Xenopus tropicalis (tropical clawed frog) is the source of this 1460-nucleotide messenger RNA. It is a transcript of the gene ufsp2, whose product is annotated as UFM1-specific peptidase 2. Gene Ontology annotation, cellular component: endoplasmic reticulum. The record is from RefSeq and is marked provisional. NCBI's taxonomy places the organism in Eukaryota, Metazoa, Chordata, Amphibia, Anura, Pipidae. Gene Ontology annotation, molecular function: deUFMylase activity.
GGAGUCGCAGUCAUGGUAGUUUUAACAUCGCCAUGUAUCAUUUUCAGAACACGAGGUGGCCUGAAUUUAUCAUUCCCUUUGACUGCGACUGAUGAAGCCUCUGCCAAAAAAGCUCUUUUUAGAGCAGUGUGUGACCUCUCUGCCAAGCUCCUAUCAGAAUCCCUGGUGCUGAAUGUUUGUAACAGUGUUCUGUACAUAUGGCCCAAUGCAGGAAUAUGCACACAUCCCACAGAACUAAGAGACGAUACUCCAUGCAAAGACAUUCUGCGCUUUAUUCAGAUGGAUGAUGAACGCAAAGUUUUUAAAAAGAAAGAGAAAAAAAUCCAAGAUUUGCAACAAAUAGUAAAUAUCAAGCUUUUAUUUGAAAAGACUACCACUUCCGAAGCUGUAUGUCCAGUAAUCCAUCAGGACGUCACUAGCCUGCAACUUGUAAACAUGAUAUUACCCAUCGAUACAGUGAUUUCUGUUUCUCCUGAUGAGACCUGGGGGAAAGUGCGACAGCUGCUUGUAAAUGGGCUCACUCAUCAGCUGUCAGAGAUGGAAAAGUGUCUUUUGAAAUACAUGAAAGGAACGUCUAUCUGCUUAGCAGAACCAAAUCACUUUAUGUUACUGGACCAAGAGCUGGCUACAGUGAUCUACCCUGCAGGAUUUGCCGAUGCUCAGCUAGAGGAUUGCAGAAAGGUGUUACACGACCAGUUUAAUCUCCCUCUGGACAGACCAUACUUUCGAAGGGCCAAUGCCUUCCACUUCCCAGAUGAGCAGUACAAGGAUGGCUAUAUCAGAAAUCCACACCUGCAACUCAGCACACCUCCUCUAGAGGGAGCAACAGUGUCUCUGGUGCAGGGGUUGUACAGUUACCAUCACUAUAUGCAGGAUCGCAUGGAUGACAAUGGCUGGGGUUGUGCGUAUCGAUCUUUGCAGACAAUAUGCUCUUGGUUUAAAUAUCAAGGCUAUACGGACAAACCAAUUCCAACCCAUAAGCAGAUACAGCAGGCCCUUGUUGAUGUUGGGGAUAAACCUGCUUCCUUUGUAGGCUCGAGGCAAUGGAUUGGCUCAGUUGAGGUACAGCUUGUACUGGACCAACUGCUGGGGAUUACAUCAAAAAUAAUGUUUGUCAGCCAGGGUACAGAGCUGGCAUCUCGAGGGAGAGAGCUCGUUAAUCAUUUCACAUCAGAGGGAACCCCUGUCAUGAUCGGAGGUGGAGUCCUAGCUCAUACGAUUCUUGGGGUGGCAUGGAGUGAGACGACAGGAGAUAUCAGAUUCUUGAUUUUAGAUCCACACUACAAAGGUGGGGAAGAUCUGCAUGUUAUUCUGGAAAAGGGAUGGUGCGGCUGGAAGGGGCCUGAGUUUUGGGAAGCAGAUGCCUACUAUAAUUUGUGCUUACCUCAGAGGCCAACAACUAUUUAGUAUUAUUUGUUAUACUGUAAAAAGUUCUCAUUAAAUUAAAUUUAAAAGAAAAA